UUCUAUUUUACCAGCCUCACUAAGAGGUCACUUUAAAGUGAGUGUCCAUGAUGAGGUGUAUGCCAUGGUUCAUGUUGGAUUAGUUGGUAUAAACCUACUCUAUUUUCUAUUUUACCAGCUCCACUAAGAGGUCACUUUAAAGUGAGUGUCCAUGAUGAGGUGUAUGCCAUGGUUCAUGUUGGAUUAGUUGGUAUAAACCUACUCUAUUUUCUAUUUUACCAGCUCCACUUAGAGGUCACUUUAAAGUGAGUGUCCAUGAUGAGGUGUAUGCCAUGGUCCAUGUUGGAUUAGUUGGUAUUAACCUGGAGUUUUUCCUGGCCAGAAUAUGUUACAAAGGACAAACAUCUUACAGUGUUAACAUAUUUCAGGAAGGGGCAGAUAUUAAGAAAAUUCUGAACAUGGCAUUGAGAUUUGACAAAGUUGUGAAGAACAUUGUUGGUGGUAUAAAGAAAGGAAUUGAUUUAUUUAUGGAUAUAAUCAGUGGACGACUUUCAAUCAAAACUAUUGUCCAGAAUUUGGUGAAAGCUUUAAAAGGUCUGCCUGCCAAGGUUGCUGACCUUAGAUCUAGGGCAAUUAAAGCAAUAAAGACAAUUGGACAAUUUGAUGAACUCCAGUUACCUCCCUUCAUCAAACCUGUGAAAAAUUUAAUCAACAAAGUACAGAAGUUAUUUAAUGAUAUUAAAACUGAUGUGAUGAACUUUUACAAUUCAUAA
Mytilus trossulus (common blue mussel) is the source of this 713-nucleotide messenger RNA. RefSeq lists its product as uncharacterized. Bases 273 to 713 code for a protein of 146 amino acids. The transcript has 4 exons. The record is from RefSeq and is a predicted model, not a curated record. Lineage: Eukaryota; Metazoa; Mollusca; Bivalvia; Mytilida; Mytilidae.